CCUGCAAGUUUGACAGAAGUUUGAAUCGGACUCGGGGGCUUUCUGCACCGGCCGGGCAGAGCAGCGGCCACAGCCUAGACCAGCGCGAGCAGCAGCGCCCCCGCGACCCACCCCGCCAGCCUGGAUCCCGGUCCGCCGACGGCCGCAAGUCAGCAGCCCCCAACUCCACCGCUGUCCCCGCAGCCUCCGAGCAAGGGAGCCGAGCUCCGGCUCUGCGCUCCGGUCCUGCUGCGCCAGCAUGUCCUCGGCGGAGAGCCCCGGCCGCACAGCGGACAAGUCGCCGCGCCAGCAGGUGGACCGCCUGCUGGUGGGGUUGCGCUGGCGACGACUGGAGGAGCCGCUGGGCUUCAUCAAAGUUCUCCAGUGGCUCUUUGCUAUUUUCGCCUUCGGGUCCUGCGGCUCCUACAGCGGGGAGACAGGAGCAACAGUUCGCUGCAACAACGAAGCCAAGGAUGUGAGCUCCAUCAUUGUUUUGUUCGGCUAUCCCUUCAGGUUGCACCGGGUCCAGUAUGAGAUGCCUCUUUGUGAUGAUGACUCCACCUCCAAGACAAUGCACCUCAUGGGUGACUUCUCUGCCCCCGCUGAGUUCUUUGUGACCCUUGGCAUUUUUUCCUUCUUCUAUACCAUGGCUGCCCUAGUCCUUUAUCUGCGCUUCCACAACCUCUACACAGAGAACAGGCGCUUUCCGCUGGUGGACUUCUGUGUGACCGUCUCCUUCACCUUCUUCUGGCUGGUAGCUGCAGCUGCCUGGGGCAAGGGCCUGACUGAUGUCAAAGGUGCCACACGGCCAUCCAGCCUGACUGCAGCUAUGUCCGUGUGCCAUGGAGAGGAAGCAGUGUGCAGUGCUGGGGCCACACCCUCCAUGGGACUGGCCAAUAUCUCUGUGCUCUUCGGCUUUAUCAACUUCUUCCUGUGGGCCGGGAACUGUUGGUUUGUGUUCAAGGAGACCCCGUGGCACGGGCAGGGCCAGGACCAGGGCCAGGGCCCCAGCCAGGAGAGUGCAGCUGAGCAGGGAGCAGUGGAGAAGCAGUAAACAGCUCCUGCCUGGCUACUCCUGAACUGGACAGCACCUCUUCAACACCUACGGCUCCCAGGACCUCCCUCUUCCUUCUCCAACUCCCUUCUCCCAUCAUUCUGGGCUUUGAACUUUGGGACUACAGAUGGGCAGGUGUCAGUUAUCGGAAACUUGGGCAGCCCACCCAGUGGCUUCCUAUCCCUUCUCUUGCUGGAGCCCCAGAUGGCAGGAGUUCAGUGCUUCUUGUGUACUGCCUGGACCCAGGCAUCUUGCUUGGGGUCUCAUUUGUACUCUCCCCAUCUUUGAGAACCAGACUGUGCUACAGAGAAGGGCUGAGAGCAAGAGAUCAGAGUCCCGAGACUGGUCUCUAGCAGCCACCUUUCUAGCCUCAAUACAGUAUUGUGGGGGGAAGAUGGCUGGCAGCCUUGCCCCUGGUCCCUGAGUGGAGGACUCAGCAAUGGUUUGGUGACACCUCUCAAUGGCUGUCAUUUAGACCCUGUGACUAAUCUCCAGCCUUCCCAGAGCCCAAUGUGCUUCCCACUCUUCUCUGGCUUCUGUUUGCCCACAGAGCCCACUGCAUGUGAACCAGGGAGGCCCACUAGCCUUUAAAAGGGCUCUUAGAAGGUCUAGAUGAAGCCUGGACUCAAUGGGAGCAGAUAAACUGCAACUAAGUUGCAACUUGAGGAAAAAACUUGCCAGGAAACUUGCUGUCAGAAUCAGUUUCUUUUAUUCCCUUGGUCCUCACACCCCCAGGGUGGGGCACUAUCCACCAGCACCCUAAACUAUACUUCCUUAGAAAAUACUUACCUUCCUCCCUGUGCUUCUUGGGCUUGGUUUCAUCUCACACUUGGGACACAAGAUGAGGGGCUUAGGAGCAUCUCCAUUUCAGGUCCCCUCACCUACCCACCCUCCCUCAGCUCACCUCCCUUCCCCAGCCUCUUGGGUCUGAGGCAUUCAAGAUUCUUUUUCAAGUCUGUCCAGGCCUUCCUUUCAUUCCUGUGGGGCCAGAUAGGGGCUUUGGAAGGGCCUGAAGGACCAUCAUGAGGCUGAGUUGCCCCAGAACCCCAGGACAUGGAUGGAUGGGCCCAUUUUCCCCUUACUCUUUGCUCGUUUUCCCCAGGCUCCUUAUAUAGUCCUUCUUUCAUACUUUCCCUUCUUAUCUUUACAAAAGGAUGUACCCUCUCCUUUGUCUUCCCAUUCUCCCCUGCUUCCUCAUUUUUGCCAGGGUCUAUCCCCUCCCCAGUCCAGGGCAGCCUGAUGCUAUUGGUGCUUCUUCACUUUGGGACCCAGUUCCAUAUUUGUCUUUUGUGUGUCUCCUCUUCCUGACACCUCCUCAGUCCCUCUCUGGACUCCAAGGUCAGAGAGUGCUAACUGGGCAAGGGCCAUCUGCCUCCUACCAACUCAAAACACUCCAAUCUGCCCUAGUCAUAGGACUGCUCAGGGAAGGAUGAAGAGGGAAGAAUCCAACCAUUUUCCAAUCCAGUGCCAACUGGCCCACUUAGCAUCCCAAAGGUGAAUGUGUCCUGUGCCAAUCUGUCCCCAGGACUGAGCUUACCCCCUUCAACCUUCUCACCUUCCUUAAUGCCACCCAUAGUGGCAUGUGCAUUACUGGAGUACCUGGGGUCAGUACCUUUGACUUAGGGCCAAUUAUUUCCUCUUGGAGUCAGAGUUUCCCCACUUGACAGGGAAAGUGUGAGAUUUACAUCCCUCAAAGCUCCUGAGACCUUCAGUAAUUGAUUUUCUUUUUUAGAUUUUGGGAAAAGGAUUUGAGGAGAAAGAAAGAAGAUGGUGAUGAGAAUGUUCCUAAAUAUGAAAUUCUCUGUCCUGAGUUGUGCCCAUAGUUACUUAAGGACAAGGGGGCGGGGGGAUGUCAGUUUUGCCUACAUGGUCAGAGACACGGAGAAUAAAGGGGUGACCUUCAUUUUUCUUCAGGCUAGCCCCUGUGGGGGGUCUUUGAGCAACUUCCACUACUUCUAUUAUUUGGAUUGUGUCCUUAUUUAUAAUUUAUUUGAAAUGGAUAAAGUGCUCUCAUUUGGGGACUGAAGUUAGCAAUGCCCUUCAGCUGGGGAAAGUGGGUAGGUAUUCACUCCCUAGGAGGAAUCCCAGAACUCUCAUUGGGGUAGAGAAGACUCUUCCUUCUCCUGAAGUGGCUGGCUCUUCUCAGUCAGAAGAGACUAUGGCCUCUCUCCCCAUGGUUUCCCUAAAAGGCCAGUUCACCUCAUUACCUCCAGAGGGUUACCUGGGCCAAGUGCCAAGGACAGGGCUGUCCUUAUAGGACUCAUGUGUCCUCCAACCAGGGCUGGCAUCAAUGUUUUGCCUAUUGGGGCCUGAGGUAAAAGAGAGUGUCUGAUUUCUCCAACUGCUGCAGGAGGCCAAAAGGCAGGGCACUUGCCCUUUGCCCUGGUAGAAUCUGGCCCUGCCUGAGUGCCCACCUUGGAUCUUUCCUGAACAUGAGUUCCCCUCAACAUUGUGGUCAUAGGUCUCCUACUUCUGGGAUUGCAGGUCAGGGGUGGGGGGAGAAUGUUGCAUGUUGUUUUCUGGUGCUUGUUAUUACACAUUUGAAUAAACAGUGCUGCAAGCAUUUGCCAUGAAGGA
Molecule: messenger RNA, 3610 nt
Organism: Sciurus carolinensis (gray squirrel)
Lineage: Eukaryota; Metazoa; Chordata; Mammalia; Rodentia; Sciuridae
Gene: Sypl2
Product: synaptophysin like 2
Exons: 6
Coding region: 239-1033 (264 amino acids)
Cellular component (GO): synaptic vesicle; synaptic vesicle membrane
Source: RefSeq, a predicted model, not a curated record